Messenger RNA from Helianthus annuus (common sunflower), 2693 nucleotides. RefSeq names its product villin-2. Gene Ontology annotation, biological process: actin filament severing. Gene Ontology annotation, molecular function: actin filament binding. Lineage: Eukaryota; Viridiplantae; Streptophyta; Magnoliopsida; Asterales; Asteraceae. The record is from RefSeq and is a predicted model, not a curated record. The coding region runs from base 137 to 793 and encodes 218 amino acids. The transcript has 11 exons.
UUGUGAAACUUCUCAUUCUUUCUAUUCUUUCUACCGUAGUCUCUCAACCCUAACCAAUUUUCAAUGCCGUUCGUCCCUGAUUCUUCAUCAGACUUCCAUCAUCAACAUCUUAAUUCGAAAAAUCAGUUCGUGUAAUAUGUUCGAUGAACGUGUUUACGAGAUUGAGCGUUUGAUUCUGAUUAUUUUAUGGUUUUAUAACAUGAAACAGUUGAUAUUUAAGGAAUUUUGGGGGUUUGAGAAGCUAGGGUUUGUGGUUUUGGGUUUUCAACCAUUCAGACACCCUAGAGGCGGAGGAGGGUUUUGUUUUGUGGAUGGAGACGAUGAUUUUUGGCCGGUUGAUUUGAAGCAUCUGAUGAUGCUGGUUUUAGCACAGAUCUUCAUGUGCAUCGAUGGAGGGAAGGUUGGGGAUCAAAUCGAGGAAUAUUCAAAAUCGUCAUUCGAAACCGACAAAUGCUAUCUAAUGGAUUGUGGUUUCGAGGUGUUCGUUUGGGUUGGUCGAGUAACGCAGGUGGAUGAUAGAAAAGCUGCCACACAGGCUGCCGAGGAGUUUCUCACCAGUAAUAAUCAGCCGAAAGCCACCCUUAUAACCCGACUAAUUCAAGGCUAUGAGACACAUGCAUUCAGGUCAAAUUUUGACUCUUGGCCAUCAUCAACCGCACCUUCUGCUGAAAACCGAGGAAAAGUGGCUGAAGAUAGAGGAAAAGUUUCAGGGGUUUUUCUUUUUGUCAUGGUGCUCUUGGUGUCGCUCUUACCCUCGCAAAAAGCAGCCAAGGUGGCUAACUAUAUGUUGUGACAAGUUCUUCGAGUUGGAACAAAAUAUUUAAGAAGCCGUCUAUGGUGGUAUGAAAUAGUUUUUUGGUUCCGAUUUAAAAUUUUGCAAAACUUCACGGUCUAUUCAAGUAAUAAUUAUGACUACUAAACACUUACUUGAAUCAAUUUGCAUUUUCAUGAUCACAUACUGCCCUUUUCAAUUUGCGGCUUUUAAUUCCUGAUUGAAUGCCAAAAUUGAAGCAUCUUCUAUAGAGUCUAUUGUUUGGGUUAAAUAUUGGGUUUUUACGAAUCUGAAAGUGAAAAUGUAUAGUCUUCUACAGAUCAAGUCUCCCUUCAUUUGAUUUAGGAGACAUUUCUACAGAACCUUAUUCUUGACAAAACACAAUUCUUCAUCGAAUUCACAUCGAACAAAUCGGUUUCCAGAGGGUUCCCCAUCUGAUGGACUACAAAGACAGCUGCAACAACUGUUUCAUUUACAUGAUUCUGGUUUAGAUCAAACAUUCAUAGAUGAUUUACCUGUUUUUAUGUGUAAUAAAGUAGUGGGUGCGAAUGAACCGUUCGAUUAUGCCGUUUGUUUGUGUGAGUUUUCGGAGAAUGAUAAAUUGAGAUUGCUCCCAACUUGCAGCCAUGCGUUCCAUAUCAAUUGUAUAGAUACAUGGCUUUUAUCGAAUUCGACUUGCCCUCUUUGUAGAAAUACACUUUUUGACCCUGGGUUUUCAAUGGAUAACCCGAUGUUCGAUUUUGAUGAUCCACACGAAGCAGAUGAAAGUGGGAUUCCUGCUGGUUUGAAAACGGUUGAACCCGAACAAACCCAAGUUGAAAAGGGGGGUUUUUGGUGAGACUUGGUAAGUUUAGAAAUAUGAAUGAAGGGGAAGGUGAAAGUGGAAGUGAAACCGGAGGUGAAACGAGUAGAAGCAAUUUAGAUGCGCGAAGAUGUUAUUCGAUGGGUUCUUAUGAGUACGUGGUCGGAGAAACGAAUCUCCGGGUCCCUCUGAUUCAUCUGAGAGAUUUGCAAGAUGCAAAGUUUGUGAAAAACAUCGAACGGGUUGAGGAUCAUUCGCUUGAUGAAGAUCUUGAAGGGAAAAAGAUAAAUAUUGGUGCGAAAACAGGUAGUUUUUCUGUUUCAAAGAUCUGGUUAUGGUCUAAAAAGUGAAAAUUCGCGAGUUCUUCCGGUAAUCAGAUGCAUAAUCCAUCUUCGGUCGACAUAGAAUUACCGCAAUAGGGGAUAUUUCAAGAAAGAAGUUGAAAAUAAUAUGACGAGGCCAACAGAAAGUUAUCUAAACUAAAAUCAAGGAUAUCUCGCUUAACAAAGAAGCUAGCGCAUGAUUUUGGACUAGAGAAGGAAUUCUACUCGUGAUAUGGUCAAUGUUUUGAAAGCAAACAAAACAAAUAUGUUUACAAAGUUUGCCCUUUUAAACAAGCCACUCAGGAUGAAGGGUACAACACAAUGCGGUUGGGGUAAGUCAAAACACGUUGGGGUUGAAACGGGCUAUAUUUUUUAGUACAGGUGGAUGCAGGCCGGACUGGGUUGUGCUGGCCCAUUUAAAUUUGUUUAUAAGUUAAAAUAUAUAUAUACCUGAAUAUUCUAUCUUAUGAAUAUUAAUCUUCAUGCACUAAAUGUCACAAGGUGAUCGGAACGAGAUGUCAGAGAAUAUAUUUUCGUCGAAUGGGUCAUUGUAGAGUGGGAUGUGUUUUUGUCAGUUACUCAGGUAUGGGUUGAUAUUUAAGCUUAUAGUAACAGUUUAAUUUAAGGUAAGAUGGAUGAUAGAUGUAGUCAUAGUUGUUAGACUCAGACAAGUCACGAGUCGACUCAAAACGAGUCAUAAUUUUAGAAGAUGAAACAUAUAUUAUAAACUCUGCUAAGAAGUAUGUGUAUGUGUGUCAAGAUUUAAUGGAGAAAACUGUGGUCCUUCCUUUAGAUA